Messenger RNA from Procambarus clarkii (red swamp crayfish), 3691 nucleotides. NCBI's taxonomy places the organism in Eukaryota, Metazoa, Arthropoda, Malacostraca, Decapoda, Cambaridae. The record is from RefSeq and is a predicted model, not a curated record.
AGUAAAGAUACCAGGAGACGGAUAUGGUAACUCAGUUGUCGGGGCCACUGUGGCAGAUACCGUGGUCGCGCGUGGUACUGUGCUCCGGUCGGAUUACACCCCACCAGGCUUGUCCCUGCUGCCGCCAGUUUAAGAGUCGCUGGCAGCAUUCACUGAUCCCACAGCGCCUCCUGUGGGGCGCCUUCUGUGGGAGGAGCGGGCCGGGGAGUGGAUAUCGCGUCCGGCCGAAACAGAGGCGGAGUGCCAUUGGAGACGAGGAAGACCAUGCAGGAGCGGUUGCACACGUCGGAGAAGAAGGGUGGCCGUGUUGGAUGGGUGUUCUCACCUGUGUGAAGCCUUCCACUCUGCCGCCUCGCCGCCCCCCGACACCCAGCAGCGCUACACACGCUGAGUAUGAUCAAGUGUCACAAAUUCUUUUAACCGCUGAUGCGUUAUUCUCCUGUGUGCGGGUGUCGUCGUUACGCUUGGUAGCGAGGCGCCACGCUGGAUGGCGGGAGGAAUGGUUGUGUGGUCGGUUCCUUGGUCAAGAUGAAGAAGCAGGAAGGUUGCGUGUUGCGUCAGAUGAUGUGGAUGCUGCUCUUCUCUCCUUGGAUGAUACAGCCGGGAGAUAGCAGUCAGGCCGGGACGUGUCCGUGUGACAGGUUGAUGAUGGCUAAGACCCAAGUGCCCUUACCCGACGACACCAUCGGGGCCUCCAGGAGCGGCAACAUCAACUGCUGCGUGGCCCACUUCCUGGGCUACCCCGACCGCUCCGCCUCCGUACUGUGGUCGUUUAAAGGAGAGAAUUUCCCAUGGUCGCAGGAGAUCAGCACCUUCAGGAAGCACCCAUGUUAUCCGGAGACGUUGGAGACCAACGGCGCUCUACCUACAGACAUGGGCAAUUACACCUGCACCGUUACCUCCUCUAAUGGCACCAUCGUCACCAAAACCAUGCAACUAGAUAUAGAAGACAACACCGACUACCGGGAGGCGCCGAUGGGCUCCCUGAUGUCCAGCGACACACUGGCCACGCUGGGCGCCAACGUCAGCUUCACCUGCGAGGCCUUCGUUGGCAGUUCUCCUGGAGCUUUCAAUCCCAGUGUGGUGUGGACUAAGUUCUUCCCGAACGGCUCCGUACACACCUGGGCCAAGGUCCUGCCCAACGUCAAACUCCGCACCUUCUCCGACAAGAAAGGUAUGCUGACGAGUCAGCUGACCAUCAGGGGCGUGAAGGCUGUGCACUUCGGCUCGUACAACUGCAGCAUCACCAACUCCUACGGCGCCCUGAAAAGGAAUGUCAAGCUCACCGAAGGAGUUCCACCAACACACGUGAUCAUGGAGCAGUACAAGGCGGCAGUGGUGGCGACAGUGGCGGUGGUGGCAGUCAUGGUGGUGGCACUCUGCGUCUGGUGCCGCUGUCGCCUCCAGAUGGCACUCUACUGGCGCCACAGAACCUCAAGGGUCAAGGACGGGUACCAGUACGACGUGUUCGUGGUCCACGGGGAGUCGGCGUCGUGCUGGGUGUGGUCGGUGCUACUGCCGGCGCUCGAGGACACUUGCGGCUACACCUGCUUCCUCCCGCAGCGGGACAUGUGCGGUGGCGACCAAGUGGCCGAGUCCAUGCUGGGUGCGAUCUCCCGGUGCCGUCGCGUGGUGGUGGUGGUGUCGCCGUGUCUCCUGGCCAGCCCCUGGGCCGUGUGGGCCACCUACAGCGGUAUCCACGCCGCCCUCACCUCCCCCGUCAGGAUCCUGGCUCUCCUCCUGCAGGAAGUGACGAUACAGGCGAACUCACCGGAGAAAAACACCUUAAUUGGGAUCCUGAAGGUGGUAAGGAAGGUGCGAGUGCCAGUUGUGUGUGGUUGGCAGCCGGCAGACGGAGAGGAGAGCCGCCUGGACGACGCCGUAGCCAUCAGACUGGAGGGCAAGGACCCGCACCGGGAACUGAAGCUCGAUAUCCCGGAGAAUAAAGUCGAGGUCACCUGGUCCAACUCCCCGAAGAGUCAGCGACUGUCCAAUAUGAUCACCGGGAGCAACGCCGCCUCCAGGGAGGACCUUGAGGCCGACAAAGACAAAAAGACGGAGGUCGGAGGGACCGUCAUCUAUACUGAGGGGGAUUUUGGGCUGCAGGACCCGGGUUCUCCUUGCUCCGUCACUCCCUUUAUUUUGGCCCCUUGCAGGAGGACCCGCGCCGCCUCCUUCACCGUGUGUCAGUCCUUGUGUAGGUGCAUGCAGGUGGUGUGUGUGGGAGACCGAGAGCAGCAGUUCUGGCAGACGGUCCGCCUUCGCCUGGGCCCUCCCUCCCUCCGGAACCUGGACACCACAGCCUCCUACAGGGCCUGAGGAAGGAGCCGAUGGCGGAUCUCGCGAGCGGUGUAGGGAAUUUCGGGGAAGGAAAUUCGACUGUCAUCUGGAUAUGUUUUGAUUCCUGUCUUGGUCAAUUUUCUUCGCUUCUCAGCUCUCCCUCUGCGACUGGGCGUCUCGGCUCUGAAUCUGUAACUGACUGGAGUAAAUUCAGAUUCCUGAGCUAAAGUAAGAUUCAGAAUGUAAACAGAAUGGUGUGUAAACAGUUCCAGUGCUAAUUCUGGUUAUUUAACCAGAAUUAGCACUGGAAUUAACCAGAACUCGAGAAUACAUGAACACAGAACACUGAACAAAUGUUUUUGUUCAAAUGUUUUUUUGUUCAAUCACAGCAUCUGGCAUGCACAGUUUACGUCUGAAAGAAUACAAGUCUAUUAAUUAGUAUAUUAAUUGAUAUUUAUGUAUGCACUUGCUACUUGCUUUGACCAUUGAAGUGAAAGUCAGUGAGAUUCUCUAAUAUAAAUUUAUCUAAUACAUUUAGGAGACAAAUUGAAAGUGAACAUACGAAGCCUGCAAUAGUGAGAUAAAUAUGAUUCAUUGCCUAUCACAUUCUUGGGGUAGUAUCUGCCAUGGACAACAAUUAAGCACGUCAUUGCAUAUUUCACCUUCAUUCACAGCAUCUGUCACCUUCAUUCACAGCAUCUGUCACCUUCAUUCACAGCAUCUGUCAUCUUCAUUCACAGCAUCUAUCACCUUCAUUCACAGCAUCUAUCACCUUCAUUCACAGCAUCUGUCACCUUCAUUCACAGCAUCUAUCACCUUCAUUCACACCAUCUAUCACCUUCAUUCACAGCAUCUGUCACCUUCAUUCACAGCAUCUGUCAUCUUCAUUCACAGCAUCUGUCAUCUUCAUUCACAGCAUCUGUCAUCUUCAUUCACAGCUUAUAUUAUCUUCAGUCGCAGCAUCUGUAUGAAAUUCGCUUGUAAAACCCCCCUGCAAAUGUUGCAGAAAAACAAUACAUUCACUUCUAAGUUACGAGACUUCGAUCUAAGUUACUAAGACUUCUAAAUUACGAGACUUCGAUCUAAGUUACUAAGACUUCUAAGUUACGAGACUUCGAUCUAAGUUACUAAUACUUCUAAGUUACGAGACUUCGAGCCUCCCUUUCCGCUUCUUCUCCCCCUUCCUUCUUGUAUGUGAAGAUAUAUAACGAAUAAGAUGUAGUCAGUGCUUAAACAAUACAUAAACACAUCAGGGUUAUAUUGUCAUGCUAGUUUGCUGAAUCUAUUCUCACAUUUAAGCUUCUUGAUGUUUUUUAUACAAAAUUAAUGCACAAAAGCUGUGGUAGGAAAAUUAUUCUUUUCGCAGUCAUUAUUUGCAGGUCUCAAGUGCUCAUUUCUCUCCCCCCCCCCC